AUGGAAAGUACCUUUGUAACAAAGACUGAACCUCAGUUUGCUUGUGGAGGCAAUGUGUCAACAAAGUCUCUUUGGAUGGGCAAAGAAGGAGAAGUUAAAGCUGCUGCACCAUUUGAAUGUCAUUAUUCAGUGACAGUCCCUAAGGAAGUAUACGUAGUAGACCACUGCAGCAAUGUGAGCCUGGCGUGUGAUUUUUUUUUUGACACUGAAGGUUGUAGCAAGCUUGAAGAAAUAGGAGCCAAUUUGCACAAAGGAGAAAAUUAUACACCCUCACCCAGAGAGAGAACCAGUCUGCUGGGGAAGCAGCUGCCACUGGGGAAGGCUUUAUUCCAUAUCUCCCUAAUUCAAGUCAGAGAGACAGGCUAGCACCACUGCGGUUACCAGGUUAUCAGUGGGGUUGCUUGGGACUACAAGUACCUCAUUGUGAAGGUCAAAGAUUCUUACAAGAAAACAGACACUGGUAUCUUAAAGGCCCCAGGGACAGAUGAAGUGGAGCUCAUCUGCCAAACUAUAGUUUAUCCUUUGGCUGAAGUAUGCUGGCCAAAUAAUGUUCCUGCCAACACCGGCUGCAGAAGGACUCCAAAAGGACUCUAGGUCUCUGGUGUUCUGCAUCUAAAGCUACAGCCUGGCAUAAAUAUCAGUUGCGUGUUCAGGAAUUCUAAUGUGAAAGAACUUACUUCAGCCAUCAUUGGCCCUCAAGGUAAGACAGAGCCUAAUGAUAAGACUGUGAUAAACAGGUAUUUAGAUGGUGACCCCAGAGAAUUAGAAACUUGGUUAAACUUCACCAGUAAAGUAGAGAUAGUCAACUUUAUUGCAACAAUGGUUACAAAGUAUAUUACUGAGGCCUAUGCUUCAAAAGCAACUCUAGGCUCUCUUCAGAAGAUUGAUAGAUAUAAAGGUAAAAUUCGUGUAAAAAGAAAGGGUGUGAUGUGGGGGCCAAAAGAUAUGAAAUUGCUGUAA
Molecule: messenger RNA, 960 nt
Organism: Perognathus longimembris pacificus (Pacific pocket mouse)
Lineage: Eukaryota; Metazoa; Chordata; Mammalia; Rodentia; Heteromyidae
Gene: Pdcd1lg2
Product: programmed cell death 1 ligand 2
Biological process (GO): immune response; cellular response to lipopolysaccharide; T cell costimulation
Cellular component (GO): external side of plasma membrane
Source: RefSeq, a predicted model, not a curated record